CUUUUAAGGGUCCUUCUACUAUAGUAAGACUAACAGUCUGCUUAUUUUUUUUUUCACUUUAUUUACAAAUGUUUGAAUGACAAAUAAAAGAGAGCGAAAUGAGCUGGGUGGUGGAAGAAUGGAAAGAAGGCCUGCCCACCAGAGCUCUUCAGAAGAUUCAAGAACUCGAAGGGCAGCUGGACAAGCUGAAGAAAGAAAGGCAGCAAAGGCAGUUUCAGCUGGAAACUCUGGAGGCCGUGCUGCAAAAGCAGAAACAGAAGGUCGAGAAUGAAAAAACGGAGGCCACAAACCUAAAGAAGGAGAAUCAAGGUUUGAUGGAAAUAUGUGAAAACCUGGAGAAGGCUAAGCAGAAGAUUGCUCAUGACCUUCAGGUCAAGGAGGCACAAAUGAAUUUGCAAGAAGGACAGCUGAGUUCAACCAAAAAACAAAUAGAGAAAUUGGAACAGGAACUGAAGAGCUGUAAAUCUGAACUUGAAAGAAGCCAGAAAGCCGCGCGGCCUGCAGAUGUCUCUGGGAGUGCAUAUGACUCACCACCAAAACUGUUCACGACUCCAAUAACUCCAAGUCAGUAUUAUAGCGUUUCCAAAUAUGAAGAUCGAAAAGAAAAAUAUAAUACAGAAGUUGAAGAACAGAAAAGAUUAGAGGCAGAGGUGAAAGCCUUGCAGACAAAAAAAGCCAGCCAGGUUAUUCCACAAAACACCAUGAAUCACCGGGACAUCGCCCGACACCAGGCCUCCUCCUCCGUGUUCCCAUGGCAACAAGAGCAGACCCCAAGUCGUCUUUCUUCCAAUGCUCUACAGACUCCCAUUAGGAGAGGUUCCUCCGCAUCUCACUUUUCCCGGGAACAAGAAGCAACUCCGAGUAGCAGAUCAGCUUUGCCAGUAGGGCAAAGAGGUGCUGAUAGCAGCUUCUGUGAUAAUGCUAGCAGUUCUCAUCUUUUGGAUCAACUGAAAACCCAGAAUCAAGCGCUAAGGAGCCAGGAUGGUGAGUUGGAGCUACAACUGCCAGGACACAAGAAAGAAAUGAAAGCCCAAGUGAAUCAGUGGCCAGAACUCCAGCUCCAACGGGACAAAGCAAACAUGGAAUUGAAUGAAAGAGAGGAAGUUUUGAAUAAAAGUAGGGCUGAACUGACAGCACAGUAUGACCAGGCAUCAAGCAAGAGCACUGCACUGGAACAAAAACUGAAAAAACUGACCGAAGAUUUGAGCUGUCAGCGACAGAAUGCAGAAAGUUCCAGGUGUUCUCUGGAACAGAAACUCAAGGAAAAAGAAAAAGAGUUUCAAGAGGAGCUCUCCCGUCAACAGCGCGCCUUCCAGAUUUUGGACCAAGAGAGCUCGCAGGCAAAAGGCAGACUCACGCAGGAGCUGCAGCAGGCCAAGAACACUCGCAACGUCCUGCAGGCAGAGCUGGAUAAAGUCGCAUCAGGAAAGCACCAGUUGGAAAGGGAAUUGGACGAGUUGAAGCAACAUUUCAGCCAAUCCCAACAGGCCUUCCGGGCGAGUCAGACCGCGGAAAGUGAGCUGCGGAGGAGCAGUGAGGAAAUGAAGAGGGAGAACAGCUUCCUCAAGAGUCAGUCUGAGCAAAGUGCCAGAGAAGUCUGCCACCUGCAGGAAGAACUGAAGAAGACCAAGCAGUGUUUGAGUCAGAGCCAGGAUUUUGCGGAGGAAAUGAGGGCUAAGAAUGCUUCUCAGGAAACCAUGUUAAGAGAUCUCCAAGACAAAAUCAAUCAGCAGGAGAAUUCCUUGACUUCAGAGAAACUGAAGCUUGCCUUGGCUGAUCUGGAAAAGCAGCGUGAUUGUUCUCAAGACCUUCUGAAGAAAAGGGAAUGUCACAUUGAACAACUAAGCAAAAAGUUAAGCAAAGCCGAGAGAGAGUCUGAAGCUUUAUCGAGUGCUUUGGAGUUAAAAAAGAAGGAAUACGAAGAACUGAAUGAAGAGAAAACUCUAUUUUCUCACUGGAAAAGUGAAAAGGAACAACUCAUAAAACAGAUGAAAUCAGAAAAUGCAAUCUUGCAGAGUAAAGUCAAUCAGUUGGAAACUUGUCUGAAGACACAAGAAAUGAGGAGCAACGAAUACAGCGAGAGAGUCAGCGCGCUGGAGGCGGAGAGAGAAAGCCUGAGUGCGGAGGUGAGGGACCUUCGCUGUGUCAUCGAUAACAAGACAGUGGAGGUGGAGACGCAGAAAGAAGCGCAGGCAGAGCUCCAGCAGAAAGCCAAGUUGUCAGACCAGAAACAUAAGAGGGAAAUGGAAAGCAUGUGUUUGAAGGUUUCUGAGCUUACCGAGCAAGUUGAAGAUCUAAAGCAGAAGCUUCAACUGCUGUCAAAUGAAAUAACGGACAAAGACCAGCGUUACCAAGACUUGCACUCUGAAUAUGAGAGGCUCCAGGAGCUGCUAACGCCUAGUGAUUCCUUGCUGACAGAUGAGGGUCAUCACCAAAGUCUUCUGGCUUCUGAGCAGCAGUCUGAAGCUCUCCAGGGCAGAAGCGACCGCUGUGACACAAGUGGAUCAGAAGAACGUGCUUUGGAAAGUGGAGACAGAGCACCUGAGCAGGAUCUUCGUCCCAUCUGCGACAGAGAUGUGCAGCAGGACCUCAGCCCAGAGAUGGAGAAAGUCACCAAGACUGCGGCGGUCAUGCUGGCGGGAGAAGGUUCUCAGGGGCGGUCCCCAGACACCAGUUCCGAUCCCCUAGUGGAGGACAAAGCCCAGGACUUGGCAGGGUGCAUUUCCGAACUAUCGCUUUCUGGUCCUAAUGCUUUGGUGCCUAUGGACUUUCUAGAGACUCAGGUAACCAUUCAGAACCUCCAACUGCAGGUAAAAGAGACAUCAAAUGAGAGUUUGAGGUUACCUCAUGCCAUAGAGGAAGGUGACAAAAAUGCUGAAACUUUGCUAAGUGAAAUGAAAUAGUUAGACUCAAAACUCAAGGAAGUAUAACUAACUGCCAAGACUGAGACAUGCAGAGAAUUGGGGAAAACAGUUGAGGAACUUAGGAAAGAAACACCAGACUUAAUGGAAAAAUUGGAAUCCUUUUCUUGUGAUAACCCGGAGUUCUACCAGGGGGGUGAAGGUUCAGCAGGCCUCAGCGCUAGUUUAGAAAUGGGCACAGCUGAAUUGUCAGCUGGAGUUACCGCAGAUAAUGUAGCCGAGGUGAACGACAGUUGGAGAGAGAGGUUUCUUGGUGUGGAAAGCGAGCUGGAGAGGAUCAAGUCCGAGCAAGGCAGCAUUGAGCACCGUGCCCGCUCUGUGGAAGCCGACUUAGCGAUAGUUCAGACAGAGAAGCUGCUUUUAGAAAAAGACAAUGAAAAUAAGCAGGGAGUCAUAAGCCGCCUUGAGGAAAAACUGUCUGCGGUCACCAGGGAGAGAAACCAGCUUCAUGGAGAGGUAGAUACUUUGUCAAAGGAAAAUAAAGAGCUGCGCCUGACGUCCGAGAAGAUGGAGGAGAAAAUACGAGAGCUGGAGUUUCAACAAGGAGGAUGUCUGUCUCACAUGGAUGUGGUGGAAGCUGAGGUGAAGGAAAAGACACAGCUCCUUCAGACCUUGUCCUCUGACCUAAGCGAGCUGGUAAAAGAGAAAGCCCACCUCCAGGAGCAGCUGCAGACUUUGGAAAAGGACUCCCAGGUACUGUCUUUGGGAAAAAAUGAACUGAAAAACCAAUGUGGACAGUUGAAUAACGAAGAAUCGCUUGUAAGGGAAUCCAAAAGCCUGUGGAACAAGUUACAUGAAUUGGAAGAGGAAAAGCUGACUGUCACUAAAACCUUGGAGGCUGCAAGAAUGGAAAAAGGCAAGGUCUGUGUGAGGCUGAGCUCAGUGCAAGAUGAGCAGCAUCGGCUGAGAAAUGACAUGGAGACACUGAGGGUCAGCAUGCAGGCUGAUGAGAAGAACGUCUUGGAGAAAUUGAAAGAAAGUGAGAGUAAGAAUGAUUCAUUUCAGGAUAAAGUUGAGAAACUUGAAAGCCAAUUGCAGAUGGCUGGAGAAAACCAAGAAAUGGUGAUUCUUCAGGCUGAGUAUUCUGAAGGAGACAUGGAGACCCUAAAAUCACAAAUAGAAAUGGUGAAGGAACACCUGAGAGCUUCAGAAUUGGACCUCAUCACGAUCAGGUCCAAAAAAGAAAAUCUGACCCAGCAGCUGCAAGGCAAACAGGGUAAAGUGUCUGAAUUGGACAUGUUACUCUCUUCACAUAAACACCUCUUAGAAGCAAAGAAGUAUGAAAACAGGCACAUGCAAGAAGAAUCUAAAGCUGCAGUGGAAAUGCUUAAAACAAAAUUGAAAGAGCUGAUGAAGGAGGUGGCAGCCUUGUGUGAGGACCCAGGAACCAGGAAGAUCCAGGAACAUAGCCUUGGCAUCCCAAUGCAGGGAGUGCACUGGCUGAGAAAUAGCAUCAAAAAGCUGAAAGUCCAAAUAGAUGAUGAUGAAAAGAAGCAGAUGCGAGUCUUAGGAAAACAGCAUGAAAGUAAGAGGCAGGCAGAUAUGCAUAGGGAUAGAGUUGAGAACCUUGAAGAAGAACUAAAGAAGUCCAGAAAAACCCACGAGCGUGUGACUCAGGAGGCGGAGGACUCCAAAGCAGAGGUAGAGGAGCUAAGAGCCAAAAUAGAGGAGAUGGCCCCACAUCUGAGAGAUCUGGAAGCAGAUCUUGGCAACCUGAGGUCAGAAAAAGAAAAUCUGACAGAAGAAUUACAAAAAGAGCAAGGGCGCGUGUCUGAAUUAGACAUAUUAAAGUCUUCAUUUGAAAAUGGAUUGCAAGAGAGACAGCAGGAAAUCGUUCGGCUGAAAGAAGGAUCUAGAAUUGUCGAGGAGAGGCUUCAAACACAACUUACAGAUCUGCAGGAGAAGCUGUCCCUCUUGUGUGACGACCAGGGGACCUGGAAGGCCAGAGAACAGGAUCUUCGUGGUCAAAUAACUAAUCUUGAACUUGAGAAGUCUCAGUUGCUGCAAGGCCUUGACCAGGCCAGAAGUGAUUGCAUUACUUUGCAGUCGUCUGUGAACGGCCUCAUUCAAGAAGCAGAAGAUGGCAAACAGAAGCUCGAGAAGAGGGACCAAGAAAUCAGUUUACUGAAACAUCAAAUCCAAGACCAAGAACAGCUUGUCUCUAAGCUGUCACAGCGAGGAGGGAAGCCCCAAGUUAUGAAGAAGGAAAGAGCAGAACUGAAGAGUCUGACCAUGGAAUUGGAGCAGAAGAUUCGAAGGCUGCAGUUCAAAAGUGACACUUUGCAGAUAUUAUUUUUUGGAACUAUCAUCUGCUACAAAGUGCUGGUGAAUUCUUACAGGGACCUGGAGAAAGAGCUUGAAUUGAUAAAAAUGGAAAAGUGAUCCUAUGUUGAAAGAGUGAACUCCUUGACUUCAAGGGAAAUGGAGCUGCAGAGGAAAGUGCACGAGAUAACACAGAAAAUGACGGACUUGACAGAAGAAUUCAAUAGGGAGAAACAUAGGCUAACUGAAGAAUUAAAUGUAAUGUUGGAACAAAUGAAGCACAAAGAAGGCCAAUUGAAGGAACUCAUACUAGAAAAUAGUGACUUGAAGAGGAGCUUGGACCGCAUACACAAAGACCAGAUGGAAAAGCAGGAGAAAAUGAGAGAAGAAAUAGCUGAAUAUCAGCGACAGCUUCAGGAAGCUGAAAAGAGACAUCAAACUUUGCUUCUGGAUACAAACAAACAGCAUGAAAUGGAGAUCCAGACAUAUAGAGAGAAACUGACUUCUACAGAAGAAUGUGUCAGCUCGCAGAAGGUGGAGAUAGACCUCUUGAAGUCCAGUAAAGAACAGCUCAGUCAUUCUUUGAAAGAAAACACUGAGCUUUUAGGAGAAUUGAUAAAAACCAAGAUGGACAAUCAAACCCAUAUAAAGGAAAAGACAUGUGCCCAGGGGAAGAUCGAUAUUUUGCUCAGACACCAUAAGCCGAUGGAGGAGGAGAAGGAGCAGUUGCAGGAGGAGCUGUGUGAGCUUGAAGAAGCUGCGCCAGAGAAGCAGAAACCAGGUGCUCUUGCGGAUGCGCGUGUAGAUGAGCUGAUGACGGAGCUGAAAGAACUGAAAGAAACCCUCGAAGGGAAAAGCAAGGAGGCAGAAGAGUACCUGGACAAGUACUGCUCCCUGCUUAUUAGCCACGAGAAGCUGGAGAGAGACAAAGAGAUGCUAGAAACACAAGUGACCCGUCUGAGUUCGCAACAACCUCCACCGACUGUCCAGGUUUCCCCUUUGCUAAAGUCAGUUGACCCAGAGUCGCCUGCCGUCCCUUGUGUGACUGAAAGGAAGGGAUCAUCCGGCGGAAGGAAAGCCUCAGGCAAGAGGCAGAGGUCCAGUGGCAAUCGGGAGAAUGAGGGAGGAGCAGCGCCUUCCACACCACACACGUUUCCUAAAAGAAGCCAGAAGGCGGCCAGAAGGGGCGUUUUCCCUGCCGAGGAUGCAGAAGACACUGAGUUUGAGCCCGAGGGACUUCCAGAAGUUGUAAAGAAAGGGCUGGCUGACAUCCCAACGGGAAGGACAAGCCCCUUCAUCCUGAGAAGAACGACCAUGGCGACCAGGACCAGCCCCCGCCUUGCGGCCCAGAAGUUAACACAGUCCCUCUUAAAUAUCCACAAGGAAAACCACGCUGGGGCCUCCCAGCCAAGAGCUGCUGGCGGCAGGUCACAAAAGGUUAAGGUGGCUCAGCAAAGCCCCACGGAUUCGGGCACCGUCUUCCAAGACCCCUCAGCAAGACCUCUCUCGGCCAGUAACAUCCCUAAGAGACAGUGGGCCGACAGCCCCAGGGAGGGCCUGAAGUCCAAGCGAGGCUGCCCCGCGCCCAGCUCGGAAGCUGGCACCGAGUCCCAGGAAAACUGUAGGAUCCAGUAGAGGGGACCUUGUGUGUUGGGGCCCCUGGCAGGUGGCCACAGUUGCGGAGAGACCAAUGUGUCCACAGGGGCUUGUCUUUACUCAGGGACACAUUAUCAGUAGGAAGAAAGCAAUUUCUGUAAAAUGUACAUACACUGUACUCUUCAGAUCUCCCACUGAAAACUUUGGAAGCCCUGGUCACCCUCCUAUUUCUUCCUGAUGUGCCUCCUCCGUGCUGUGCUCCACAGUAGUGUAGAAAGCAUUUUGGGAACGUUAUACUGGAGAGGCAAGCACUGUAUGAUAACUUCCGUUUGUAUGUGUGGGUUUUAAAGAUGCAAAACAAUUUAUACUUCCAAUUAACUGCUCCUAGGAAAACGUAAACUUGCCUCAUGCUAUUUCUGACGUACUAUUCCUUGUACUAGAAGUGAAAUAGUUUUAGAGAAUUUCUUAGAGCUGAGUCAAAUGAAGGAAGGCCCUGUUCUAUGUUUUUAAGGAAAACGUGCUCAAAUAUUCCCUGUGGCAGCCUGGUUGCUGGUCCCUCAACAGGUAAUGUAUGAAAUGUUCUGUUAUGGUGAUGGGUUCUUUGAAAAGGCCAGUUUGGUGUGCAUUCCCCCAAACAGUGAUGUUGUAUUAAAACAAGGCAUUUUGUUCUUGUAAAACUUACCUCUGUUUCUGUAAAAAUGA
Phyllostomus discolor (pale spear-nosed bat) is the source of this 7481-nucleotide messenger RNA. RefSeq names its product centromere protein F (gene CENPF). The record is from RefSeq and is a predicted model, not a curated record. NCBI's taxonomy places the organism in Eukaryota, Metazoa, Chordata, Mammalia, Chiroptera, Phyllostomidae. Gene Ontology annotation, cellular component: chromosome, centromeric region; nucleus; spindle pole. Gene Ontology annotation, molecular function: microtubule binding; transcription factor binding; protein homodimerization activity. Gene Ontology annotation, biological process: metaphase chromosome alignment; mitotic cell cycle; regulation of G2/M transition of mitotic cell cycle.